Molecule: messenger RNA, 1451 nt
Organism: Mobula hypostoma (lesser devil ray)
Lineage: Eukaryota; Metazoa; Chordata; Chondrichthyes; Myliobatiformes; Myliobatidae
Gene: stard3
Product: StAR related lipid transfer domain containing 3
Exons: 15
Coding region: 135-1436 (433 amino acids)
Biological process (GO): cholesterol transport
Cellular component (GO): lysosomal membrane; late endosome membrane; endoplasmic reticulum-endosome membrane contact site
Molecular function (GO): cholesterol binding
Source: RefSeq, a predicted model, not a curated record
AUCACCCAACGGCCUUUGGGAUGUAGAGGAACAAAUUUGCGGAGAGAUCGCAGACUGUUGCAAGAAACGCAAGGUUGUGAUAGCAGGAGGCGGACGCAGAGUCUGUCGAAGUGAGGCAAAGCAACAGCGAGGUCAUGGACCCUAAACAGAUCACAGAGGACCCGCCGGCCUCGUCCCUGACGGCGGCAGGCGGCCGGAGCAUGGACCCGCUGGAACGGAGCCUCCCGACCAUCGCUUCGAUCAACACCUCGUACUCGCGGUGCCAGGCCGGCCCGGGGGCACCGUGGCCGGCCCCGGCGGGGAGGAGGGCCAUCUCGGACGUGCGCCGGACCUUCUGCCUGUUCGUCACCUUCGACCUGCUCUUCGUCUCGCUGUUGUGGAUCAUCGAGCUGAACACAAAAGAUGGCAUUGAGAAGAAUCUGAAGGAAGAAAUACUUGAUUAUGAUUUCAGAAAGUCAUUUUUUGACAUCUUUUUAUUGGCCGUCUUCCGGUUCCUGGUGUUGCUGCUGGCCUACGCCAUCCUCAGGCUGCGUCACUGGUGGGCCAUCGCGAUUACGACUUUAAUUACCUGUGGCUUUCUAAUUGUAAAAGUCAUUCUCUCAAUACAGUUUCAGACUAGAGGUGCCUUUGGCUACGUCCUGCCGAUCGUUUCCUUUCUACUCGCCUGGGUGGAGACCUGGUUCCUUGAUUUCAAAGUCCUGAUCCAAGAGGUGGAGGAUGAGAGAUCGUUGCAGGCAUCGCAGACGAUACCCAGAGGCCCUGGCUACCUGUACCCCAGCGCUGUGUCAGAGGGCCAGUUCUACUCUCCACCAGAGUCCUUCACAGGUUCCGAUGAAGAAGACGAGGAAGGCCAGGGGAGGGUAGCAUCGACACCUCAGGACAAGGAGUACGUACGUCAGGGCCGCGAGGCGAUGAAGGUGCUGGAUCAGAUCUUGGGCCACGAGGACAUGUGGAGACUGGAGAGAGAGGACGGCGGGGACUGUGUUUACACGUUUGAAGUUCCAUAUCACGGGAAGAGCUUCAUUCUAAAGGCAAUGCUGCAGUGCCCGGCGGAGUUUGUGUAUCAGGAAGUGAUUUUGCAACCGGAGAAAAUGGUCACGUGGAACCGGACGGUGGCUGUAUGUCAGGUCCUGCAACGCGUGGACGACAACACCAUGAUCACCUACGACGUGUCUGCUGGAGCUGCCGGAGGGGUCGUCUCUGCCAGGGAUUUUGUAAACGUGCGUCGCAUUGAGAAAAAGGGGGAGAUGUACAUCUCAUCAGGCAUGUCAACCACUCACGACUCUCGGCCCCCGCUGACCAAGUACAUCAGAGGGGAGAACGGACCAGGAGGUUUUGUGGUGAUCAAGUCUCUUCGGAACCCCAAUAUCUGCACUUUCAUCUGGAUACUGAACACAGACUUGAAGGUCAGUGCCAUUUUGAGCUGCUUACCGUGAGGCACUGGGAUUGGG